This is a messenger RNA of Musa acuminata AAA Group (dessert banana), 1422 nucleotides long. RefSeq names its product ATP-dependent Clp protease proteolytic subunit-related protein 3, chloroplastic-like. Gene Ontology annotation, biological process: protein quality control for misfolded or incompletely synthesized proteins. Bases 57 to 1070 code for a protein of 337 amino acids. NCBI's taxonomy places the organism in Eukaryota, Viridiplantae, Streptophyta, Magnoliopsida, Zingiberales, Musaceae. The transcript is spliced from 10 exons. Gene Ontology annotation, cellular component: endopeptidase Clp complex. Gene Ontology annotation, molecular function: ATP-dependent peptidase activity; ATPase binding; serine-type endopeptidase activity. The record is from RefSeq and is a predicted model, not a curated record.
GUUGGCCCCUUCUCGCGACAUCGUCAGGCGAGUGGGUGUGAGAGAGUUAGACGGCGAUGGCGUGCGGCGCUGUGACCUUCCCGCCCCUUUCUCCGCGGAUGCCCAUGGCGUUCGCUCCAUCCGGUUUCUCUUCUUCUUCUUCCUCUUCUUCUUCCUCUCCGUUCUUCUCCGCCGCCGCUGCUCCUCUCAGGAUUAGGGCCGCAAGCACCGCGGCGCUGCCGGUGCCUCCCCUGAACCCCCGCGAUCCCUUCCUCUCCAAGCUCGCCUCUGCCGCCGCCGCCGCUCCCGAUCCCUUUGCUUUGGCCUCGUCACCUGACCCCGACUCCCCGCCCUACCUCCACCUCUUUGACUCCCCGAAACUCAUGGCCACUCCUGCCCAGGUGGAGCGUUCUGUUUCUUACAAUGAACACCGACCAAGGAAGCCUCCCCCAGAUUUGCCAUCAUUACUGCUCCAUGGCCGAAUUGUCUACAUUGGCAUGCCAUUGGUGCCAGUUGUCACCGAGCUUGUGAUUGCUGAAUUGCUUUACUUGCAAUGGAUGGAUCCAAAGCAGCCUAUUUAUUUGUACAUCAAUUCAACUGGAACAACCCGUGAUGAUGGUGAAACUGUAGCGAUGGAAACAGAGGGUUUUGCUAUUUAUGAUGCUAUGAUGCAGUUAAAAAAUGAGAUUGAGACUGUAGCUGUUGGAGCUGCAAUAGGUCAGGCCUGUCUACUUCUUGCUGCAGGAAAGAAAGGUAGACGAUUUAUGAUGCCUCAUUCUAAAGCUAUGAUUCAACAACCUCGUGUUCCAUCAUCUGGCCAGAUGCCAGCAAGUGAUGUUAUUAUUCGUGCAAAAGAGGUCGUAACCAAUAAGGACACACUAGUCAAACUUCUAGCAAAGCACACGGGAAAUUCCGUGGACACAGUAUCAAAGGUGAUGCAAAGACCUUUUUACAUGGAUUCAAUAAAGGCAAAAGAAUUUGGGGUCAUAGACAAGAUUCUUUGGCGUGGUCAAGAGAAGAUGAUGGCAGAUGCCCUCUCCCCCGAGGAAUGGGACCGUCAAGCAGGAAUUAAAGUUGCUGAUGGGCUGUGAUUUUCACUUUUUUUCCCCUCAAAGUUUACUGUGGUACAAGUAGCAUUGAUGUGAAAAAUGCUAGUAGGGAAGAAAUCAUCUACCAUGGCAAAUUAAAGAAAACUUGGAGUUCCCUGAUUAAAUAUACUGCGCUAAUGUCCUGAGGCUUUCUGCCUUGGCUCUCCACUUGUACCGUAAAGCGCAUAAUUUGCCAUGCUGGAAACUCAUUUAGAAUGUCGAAGAAACUUAGCUGAUGAACCGAUGGAAAUUAUAAAAAUGUUUUCUUCUGUGACGUAUGUGUAAUGAAAAGUCUGUAUGAUCGGGUAACAAAAGGUUCCAAUCUAUUGCUAAAUGGACUUGCAGUAUUCUUCAA